Messenger RNA from Schizosaccharomyces osmophilus, 633 nucleotides. RefSeq lists its product as uncharacterized. The record is from RefSeq and is a predicted model, not a curated record. The transcript has a single exon. Lineage: Eukaryota; Fungi; Ascomycota; Schizosaccharomycetes; Schizosaccharomycetales; Schizosaccharomycetaceae. Bases 1 to 633 code for a protein of 210 amino acids.
AUGGACAACGAUCGAUCAGCGAAUUUCACCCAUCCUUUGCUUUGCUUACCAGUUCCCACUAUGGAUAUUGAAGAUUAUAAUACCAUUUCGAAUUACAACAGGGAUUAUGACAAUUAUAUCUUGCCAAAUAAGAAAUCACGAGAUGCAGUCGAUGCUCACAUAGAUAUACAAGCCGUUACUUGGGCUAUUAUUAGUACGGUGAUUGACAUGUUAGGUGACCAGGCAAACAAGUGGAAUUAUCGAAUUGAAGGAGAAAACAACCAUGUUAGCGUUUGGCCUACUGAAGCAGGCAUCAACAAAGAUAUCAUAAGUGACUUGGAGAAUUCUGCUAAACAUAAUCUUAGAAUAUAUGGGUUCCCUAUAUUAGAGCCAACUGAUAUAGGAAACUGCUCUGGCGAAGAACCAAGUCAAACCGAGGGGCCCCUGACCGCUAUUUCUGAUGCUGUUUGUCUAAUCUGCGACUGCUGGCUGGCUUAUACCACGAAAUUAGGGUUAAUAAGAAGUGGAAACUUUAUCAAGAAUAAAGAAUGUAAAGACAGUGCCCGUGACUUAGAAUUAUGGCGUUUCCGUAAUGAUCACAACAAAACUGAAUUGGAAGAUGGAGAGAUGUUUACCAACAUACUAAAAGAGUAG